AUGGAAUUAACAGGAGCAAAAUAUCAGCGCAAUCUCACCACAUGGGUAGAAUUUAUCCUACUUGGCUUUUCUGACAUUCCUGAACUCCAGAGAUUUCUUUUUUGGAUAUUUUUGAUAAUGUAUAUGAUUAUUUUGCUUGGAAACAGCCUAAUUAUCAUAGUUACAAAGGUUGAUUCUUGUCUUCAGACCCCCAUGUAUUUUUUCCUAAGGAACUUUUCUACCUUGGAAAUAUGCUAUGUGUCGGUGACUGUUCCUAGACUGUUAGCAGAUCUUUGCAGGCAGAAUAGAAAUAUUUCCUUUCUAGCCUGUGCUACUCAAAUGUUUUUCUUUCUGGUCUUAGGGGCUACUGAGUGCUUCAUUCUGACUGCAAUGUCUUAUGACAGGUAUGUGGCCAUUUGUAACCCAUUACUUUACCCUCUGAUCAUGAACACUCGACUGUGUAUGCAACUGGCAAUUGGCUGUUGGCUCAGUGCAGUUCCAUUAGAACUAGGGUUCACCUACCUGAUCUUCUCUCAACACUUCUGUGGACCUAACCAGCUGGAUCACUUUUUCUGUGAUGUCCCUCCAGUACUCAAACUAGCCUGUGGGAAUACUUUUAUGAUUGAGAUGUUACUUUACGUGGUAGCUUUUAUAGUUGCUACUGUUCCUUUCAUGUUGAUACUUGGAUCUUAUGUCAAAAUCAUCUCAACCAUCCUGAAACUUCCAUCAGCCACAGGGCGUGCCAAGGCCUUUUCUACUUGUUCUUCUCAUCUCAUGGUGGUGGGUUUAUUCUUCGGAUCAGCUAUCCUUACGUAUAUGAGGCCAAAAUCCAGCCAUUCAGUAGGAGUAGACAGACUGGUUUCUCUUUUUUACACCAUUGUGACACCAAUGUUUAACCCCAUGAUAUAUUGUUUGAGGAACAAAGAUGUCAUGGUAGCACUGAAAAAGUUUUUUACAAAGUUGAUUGUGUUACCAUUCACAAGCAUAAUUUUAAAAUCAUAA
Molecule: messenger RNA, 981 nt
Organism: Elephantulus edwardii (Cape elephant shrew)
Lineage: Eukaryota; Metazoa; Chordata; Mammalia; Macroscelidea; Macroscelididae
Product: olfactory receptor 10AG1-like
Exons: 1
Coding region: 1-981 (326 amino acids)
Biological process (GO): G protein-coupled receptor signaling pathway
Cellular component (GO): membrane
Molecular function (GO): G protein-coupled receptor activity; olfactory receptor activity
Source: RefSeq, a predicted model, not a curated record